UCGCGGCUCGUCCCGGUGCCCAUCCCGCGAAACGGAGCGCGCGGGCACCCAGCCUCCUCUCCAGCCGCGAUGCCGAACGUGCAGCUGCCGCCAAAGGAGAGCAACCUCUUCAAACGCAUCUUGAAAUGUUACGAACAGAAGCAAUACAAAAAUGGCCUCAAGUUUUGCAAGUUGAUUCUUUCAAAUCCAAAAUUUGCUGAACAUGGAGAGACUUUGGCUAUGAAAGGAUUAACAUUGAACUGUUUAGGAAAAAAAGAAGAGGCGUAUGAAUUUGUUCGUAAAGGACUUCGUAAUGAUGUCAAGAGUCAUGUCUGUUGGCAUGUAUAUGGACUCUUGCAGCGUUCUGAUAAGAAGUAUGAUGAAGCUAUUAAGUGUUACCGAAAUGCCCUCAAAUUAGAUAAAGAUAAUCUGCAAAUUUUGAGGGAUCUCUCUCUGUUACAGAUCCAAAUGAGAGACCUUGAAGGUUAUCGAGAGACGAGAUAUCAGCUUCUUCAGUUGCGCCCAACACAACGUGCAUCCUGGAUUGGAUAUGCUAUUGCAUACCACUUACUGAAAGAUUAUGAUAUGGCACUAAAACUAUUGGAAGAAUUUAGACAAACUCAGCAAGUUCCUCCCAACAAAAUAGACUAUGAAUAUAGUGAACUGAUACUGUACCAGAAUCAAGUGAUGAGGGAGGCAGAUCUAUUUCAGGAAUCUUUGGAACAUAUAGAAACAUAUGAGAAACAGAUAUGUGAUAAACUUUUGGUGGAAGAAAUUAAAGGGGAAAUGCUGUUGAAAUUGGGACGAUUAAAAGAAGCGAGCGAAGUAUUCAAAAACUUGAUUGAUCGGAAUGCAGAAAAUUGGUGUUACUAUGAAGGCUUGGAAAAAGCUCUACAACUUAGCACUUUAGAAGAGAGGCUUCAAAUUUAUGAAGAAAUUAGUAAGCAGCACCCCAGAGCAAUGUCACCUAGAAGAUUACCUUUGAAUCUUGUCCCAGGUGAAAAAUUUAGAGAACUAAUGGAUAAGUUCCUGAGGGUUAACUUCAGUAAAGGCUGCCCACCCUUGUUUACUACUUUGAAAUCUUUAUAUUACAAUACAGAAAAGAUUUCUAUAAUCCAGGAGCUUGUUACUAAUUAUGAAGCCUCUCUGAAAACGUGUGACUUUUUUAGCCCUUAUGAGAAUGGGGAGACAGAACCUCCAACGACACUACUCUGGGUUCAGUAUUUCCUGGCACAGCACUUUGAUAAACUUGGGCAGUAUUCUUUGGCUUUGGAUUAUAUUAAUUCUGCAAUUGCUAGUACUCCAACUCUAAUAGAAUUAUUCUAUAUGAAAGCAAAAAUUUACAAGCAUAUAGGUAAUCUCAGAGAAGCUGCCAAGUGGAUGGAUGAAGCUCAGUCUUUAGACACAGCCGAUAGAUUCAUCAACUCCAAAUGUGCAAAAUAUAUGCUUCGAGCAAAUAUGGUAAAAGAAGCAGAGGAAAUGUGCUCCAAGUUCACAAGGGAAGGAACAUCUGCCAUGGAAAAUCUAAAUGAAAUGCAAUGUAUGUGGUUUCAAACAGAAUGCAUUUCAGCUUAUCAGCGUUUGGGAAGAUAUGGGGAUGCUUUGAAAAAAUGCCAUGAAGUUGAAAGGCAUUUUUUUGAGAUAACCGACGAUCAAUUUGACUUCCAUACUUAUUGCAUGAGAAAGAUGACCCUUCGUGCCUACGUUGACCUUUUGAGAUUAGAAGAUAUACUCAGGAGACAUGCCUUCUAUUUCAAGGCUGCUAGAUCAGCUAUUGAAAUAUAUUUGAAAUUGUAUGAUAAUCCCUUGACCAAUGAAAGCAAACAACAAGAAAUAAAUUCAGAAAACCUGUCAGCCAAAGAAUUGAAGAAAGUGCUUAGCAAGCAGAGAAGAGCUCAAAAAAAGGCAAAAUUAGAAGAAGAGAAAAAGCAUGUGGAAAGGGAACGUCAACAAAAAAAUCAGAAGAAGAAACGGGAUGAAGAAGAAGAAGAAACCGGUGGUCUCAAAGAAGAACUUAUACCCGAAAAAUUGGAAAGGAUAGAAAAUCCAUUAGAAGAAGCUAUCAAGUUUCUUAUACCUCUUAAGAACCUUGUCGCUGAUAACAUUGACACUCAUCUAUUAGCAUUUGAAAUAUAUUUUAGAAAAGGAAAGUUUCUGUUAAUGCUGCAGUCUGUCAAACGAGCUUUUGCCAUCAACAGGAAUAACCCAUGGUUACAUGAAUGUUUAAUUAAAUUUUCUAAAUCUGUGUCUAAUCAUAGUAAUCUUCCAGACGUUGUGAGCAAAGUUCUGUCUCAAGAAAUGCAGAAAAUAUUUGUUAACAAGGAUUUGGAAAGUUUUAAUGAGGAUUUUCUUAAACAUAAUGCUAUCUCUCUUCAGCAUCUACUUUCAGGUGCUAAAAUGAUGUAUUUUCUGGACAAGUCAAGGCAAGAGAAAGCAAUUGCUAUUGCCACUAGACUGGAUGAAACCAUAAAAGAUAAAAGUGUAAAGACUUUAAUAAAGGUUUCUGAGGCACUGCUUGAUGGCAGCUUUGGGAACUGUAAUUCUCAGUAUGAAGAAUACAGGAUGGCCUGUCAUAACCUGCUGCCUUUUACUUCUGCUUUCCUGCCUGCUGGGAGCGAAGUCGGCGGUCAUAGCGCAGCUCUAAACCACUCAGCUAACUGUGAUGUCUUGGCAAGUGAAAUUUGAAAUCCCAUAGAAAGUUGACUUCUGUAAGACUCAAAGUUGAAUUCAGAUCAGGGUUUCUUUUCCAG
Lipotes vexillifer (Yangtze River dolphin) is the source of this 2729-nucleotide messenger RNA. RefSeq names its product N-alpha-acetyltransferase 16, NatA auxiliary subunit (gene NAA16). Bases 70 to 2664 code for a protein of 864 amino acids. NCBI's taxonomy places the organism in Eukaryota, Metazoa, Chordata, Mammalia, Artiodactyla, Lipotidae. The record is from RefSeq and is a predicted model, not a curated record. Gene Ontology annotation, cellular component: NatA complex; cytoplasm. The transcript is spliced from 20 exons. Gene Ontology annotation, biological process: N-terminal peptidyl-methionine acetylation. Gene Ontology annotation, molecular function: protein binding.